Dermacentor andersoni is the source of this 8101-nucleotide messenger RNA. RefSeq lists its product as uncharacterized. Lineage: Eukaryota; Metazoa; Arthropoda; Arachnida; Ixodida; Ixodidae. The record is from RefSeq and is a predicted model, not a curated record. Gene Ontology annotation, molecular function: protein binding.
GUUCUCCGUGAUGGAGCGAUCGAGGAGAGCAGCAGCGUCGGCGGCAGCAGCGGUGGCGGCGGCUUUGCGGAGCUCGCGUCAUUUUUAGCGCGACUGCGCUCCCCUCCACCACCCCACAACAAAAACACAGUUGUGUCGCGCGGUCUCCCGCGUGCUCGUGGCAUGGCCUCAGCAUGAACGCCGGCGAGCAAAGCAUCGUGGCCGAUUGGCUUCGCACCCUGGGGCUGCCUCAGUACGCGGAGAGCUUUGUGGACAACGGAUACGAUGACCUGGAGAUCUGCAAGCAGAUUGGCGAGCCCGACUUGGAUGCCAUCGGCGUCACCGAUCCAAGGCACAGGGACCGCGUUCUCCAAGCCGUGCGCGUUCUGCUCGAACAGGGCGGCACCUCGGUGUACUUCACCCUGGAGGAAGCCGCGAGGCAUUCUCGCGUCUCGGCGGCAUCGGCGAGCGAGUACGGCUUCGACGACUGGGGUUCGCCGGCGCCGGACAAAGCUGCGGUGCGGCCGGAUUCGCUUCGCUACUUUCAGGACGAGUACGAGGAGGGCAAGGCCGAGCUGGUGCGCUUUCCCAAGAUGCAGCUCAAGAUCAUGGUCAGGGAGAAAAUGGUUCGCGAUGGGAUACGCCUCAGCAUGCAGCCGUACAGCAACCCGGAUGGCAGUCGGGGAGACCUGGACGGCCUCGCGAGGCGCUACGCGGAAGAGCUGCGGACGCACUUUCAGGACGUUCUCGAGAGACUCGAAGAACUCCGGAAGCGACGAGUGGCUGCCGACUUUGCUCAGCUUCCGGACGAUAUUACCAAUAAUUUGGGCUAUAGGGCGCCUCGGUAUUACAGACCUGGCAAAUACAUGCCUUCAAGCUGCGUCAACGACCCCGAAGAUGAGUGCGGCGGCGUGGUGGACCCCUACGGCGUCUACGGUGUCCGCCUGGGGCCCUUCGUGGAGAGCACGGGAUCUCCGCAGCGGUGCCUAAGUCCUCGGUCCAAGUAUUUCUACGAGCCUUGUCCCUUCUCUGCGUCCGAGUGUCGUGAUGGAGGUGCUGAGUCCGGGCGCUCCAAGAAGGCGUCUGGCGGCGGUGGCGGUAGUGGUGGCGGCGGCACCGGCCUGGGCCGCCUCUUCCGCACCCUGGGCAGCAAGAAGGAACGCUGCAAGACCUCGCCGCGCCACCUGGCCUCCAGGCUGAGGCCGACCGCCGUCGGGUCCACGUCGGCCUGCCGGCAGCCGGACGCCGCUGCGGGGCAGCUGCAGUGGGCCGCCGCACCGGAAGUGUCGCCGCCGUCCUCGGGUCUGCAGCAGCCGGGCCUGGAUGAGGAGCUGCUGACCGACGAUCGCUGUCUGCAGCUGAUGCUCGCCGUCCGAGAGGGUCACAUGACCGGAGACCAGGCGCUGAACAGGAUUCGCCAACGGGGCACGCUGCGAUUUCGCAACAACCGAAACCGCGAAGAGUUGCUGAAUGACCUUGCCAGGGGCAUCGCAUGGAACCAAGGUGGCCCCAAGAAGGCGCAGGCUAACGCGGUCUUUUACACAGACGGUUUGGGCCCGGCGUCCGGCUGCCUGGGACCGUGCCGUGGUCCCGCGGGCUUGUCCGCGCCCGCGCAGCCCAUCUACUACGAACCGCCCGAUGCGGUGGGGCUGGUGGCGACGGGGUCGCCCCUGCGCGCCGCCGCCGUGGUGGUGGCGGCGCCGGGUUCCUCGUCUUCUUCCUCUUCGUCGUCCGUUCUGGUUUCCGACCGAUGCUGCGGCACCGGCACGACUAGCACCGUUCCGCGGUCCAACGCCAUCGCGUCGCCCUUCAGGGCGGCCAAGCCGGUCUCGGACCCUGGUCCGGCCACGGCCCCGGUCUACGGCUCCACCACUGAGGUAUGCGACGGCAACUGCGGCAACAUCAUGUGCAGCGUCCGCGCGUCCUCGGACAGCCCCCCGUCGUCCGAACCGUCCACGUUGCUGCCGCCCGGUCACACCACGCUGCUGACGUCGUCCAAGGCGACGUCGCCCGAUGCCCCGGACUCUGUCAACGACGAUGACCACCGCGGUUGCGAAGGGGACGCGAACGCCGGCGGCGUUAACGCCAAGCGCGACGACGGCGGCAAGCGCGACGGUUCUUCCCCCUCGGCGGACGGCGCCCAGCGCACCGUGCCGGACGUGGCGCACGACAGCGAGCUCAAACGCGCCGCGCUCGCAGCAGCCGCCGCCGCCGCCGCUGGCGCUGGCGACAAACCAGCUUCCGACGACGUCCGCGCCACGACGUUUGGCGCUGCGGUCGGCUCGGCGGCGGUGGUGGCGGGCAGCGUGACCGGCGCUCCGAGUGUCGAGUCGUCGUCUGCCAACGUCAGGGUCGUCACGAUGCUGGGCAAGCUUCGGGGACGCACGCCGACGCGCAACAGUUACUGUGCCAGUGAGGAAGGACAGUCCCAGUCUUCAGACUACGAGGACCAGGAGGAGGCUGAAAAGCAGAUGGGAGAAGCCCAAAAAACUCCAGACCAGCAGCUCAGGAACACACUUGUAGGACGGGUCAGGCAUCUCCACAAGGAUGUCAAGAAAAAGAUAUCUCGGUUCAGGAACAGCCGGAGCUCUGUGGAUGGGACGAUGGAAGACAAGGACCUUCCGGAUGAUAUCCUUCAACCCGGAAGCUCUGUGGAAAGCAUUCCCAGUGGAUCUGUGGGCUCCCGAUCAAGCAUACAGGCACACACUCCCACCAGCAGCAACAGGAGCUCUUCCUCCAUCGGCGAAGAAGAGUGCAACCCACAAUGCUUCGGCCCUUUCGUUGGCCGUGCACGUGCCCUCGUGGACUGUGUACCUUCUCCUUAUGACAAGGAUGGCCUUGCAUUCAAGAAAGGGGAUAUUAUAGACAUCCUGUCUAAGAACACAACAGGCACAUGGGUUGGUGUUGCGAACAAGAAGGUGGGCCAUUUCAAGUUCAUUAACGUAGAAGAAAUUCCGACGGAAACAAAACCACGAAAGCGAAGGUUCCCGAGUGUACCGAAGCUAGAGAAGAGGCCUGAAUCCCUGGAGGAGUUGCUCGGAAUGUUUUCCCUACAGAAUUAUGUCAACGUAUUCAUGCUGCAUGGCUACCAAGAUCUCGACACCUUCAAGGAAAUAACAAAGGAAGACCUGGAGAGCUUGGGAAUCAAUAAUGAAGACCACCAGUUGCAAAUCCUCAGGGCUGCCGAAGCACUUCUCGAACAUGAUGGUGAAGUCCUCGGUGAGUACUCGGAGGUGCCUGCCUGCCCCGAACUUCCACCUGUCAAGGAAGGGGAUGCAGACCUAGCUCUAGACAGUGUAAUCAAUGAUCUCGACAGCGUGCCCAGCGCAUUCCAGAAUGACCGAAAGGCAUUCACAGUGACCAGCGACGGUGACUCUUCCUUGAACAAUGGAAGCAACCUCUUGCGUUUCCCAAUGAACAUCCCCGUGCCUGAACCGGAUAGCCCACCCGCUUUUGCAACAAGGUGUGACGACACGAAAGAGAGGGCAUUCAACGGAACCAACACCCCCCCGCUUCCUCCGUCGAUCGUCAGUGCGGCCGUUGAGCGGUUCGAGCUGCGUCGAGCUUCGGCUGACUGCAUACGAAAUCACAUUCCGAAGAGCCUGCAGAACGUAUUCCGCAAGUUGAGUGGCAACGGAGGCGAUGACGACAGUCGUUCCGCUUCCUUUGAUGACGAGACGCUGGCCGAGUCUCCUGCAAAAACGUCUUACGGCUCGAGCUUUGCUCGGAAGGUGAAGGCAUCGGCCCUCCUUCGAAGGGACUCCCACGACCCUCGCAAGGCCAGUGAUAGGAAGGGAAGCCUACACAAUGUUGAGGAGACAGCAGCAGCGGCGGCGCUAUCCCUGCACAUGUGCAUUGAACACAAGCUAGCUGCGGAAGGCAUUGACCUAUGCCAGGAGCCUUACACAGACAAGAUUGGCUUUUGUGGCAUACCGCCAGCCUUGGUACAGCGGUACUCCGAGGAACUUCAAAGGGAUAUAGCAGAAACUGCAGAAGCCCUGGACAAGAUUCGCAUCACAGAAUUGGAUCGCAUAGGCAAGCAAGGGGUACCCAAUGACUUCCUGGCUGACUCCUGCCACGGCACCAGUGUGGAGGCCGACUACUCGGGCGGCCUACGGCCCUGGCUCGUCUCACUCGGCCUGCCCAUGUACGAACCCCUGUUCCUCGAGGCCCGACUCUGCGACCUGGCGCGCAUCGCCCAGCUGCAAGAGCAGGACUUGCGGGCCCUGGGCAUCUCCAACGUGCGGCACGUCCGGCACCUGGCGGCUGCCAUCGGUGCGCUGCAAAUGGAGCAGAGCCGCUACGGCCUCGAGCUGCGAUGACAGCUCCUGCAGCAGUGGCACGCCACUCGCGAGCAGGUGGCGCGCACCUGCCAACGCUUGUUGUCCAGCGGGAGCGACACCAGGGCGCUGUGGCGGCGGGCUUCGUCACCGUCGUAGAUGCGAGAGGGUGGCCGGUACACCUUCUCUGUGUGGGGGACAGUGGUCGGUGACUGUGUACCGUGAACGGAAGCAGAAAACAUUUUCGGCCACUGCGGCCCUUGUUUAGGAGAUGCCAGAACAGAGUGUGGUAUUCAGUGUAUGACUACGGUGCACAAGAUUGCUCCCUGCGUUGUGAAAAGGCGUUAGUUAAUUUCAUGCUUGCCUGCUGCCACGGCCUUCAACAGCAUCUCGUUUCAUCGCUGUAGGCUCAGAGCAUGGCUACUGCAGUUUCUUGUGCAAUGUUGGUCAGCGACUACUUAGCAACUGUGGACAAGUGCCGCAUGGCUAUAAUGUCCAACUUCUUAGAGGUGCUGGAAAUAAGCGCAGUAUCAAGUCUGUAGAUGCCAGAAACGAUAUCACGGCCCACGUGCGCAACUUGAAAUCGAAAAGUGUGCUGAAAUUUUUUUCGCAGCAAGGUUUAAAGUGCAGUCCGCACUUCCUGCAUGGUGGGCCUAGGCCACUCAAAAACUAGCUUUUCUUUCAUGACGCCUGUGUUCCAAUGACAUCUGCUUGAAAUAUAACUAGGCCAUAUGUGAGAGCUUCCUGUUCUGCAAAAGACUAACAUAGAGCUAUGCUCUUUAACUCGCGGCCAGUGAUACGAUCUCGGUCUAGAAGACCGGUUGCAUAGAAGCAAAUUGUUCCUUUAUUUUCUGUUGCUUUUAUUGAAUCAAAGACACACACAUUGCGAGAGUUCAUUGAGCACUUAACAACCCUUGUCACCAGACACGUAUAAUUUUAAAAACACUGGUGCUUUACAUACACUGCGAUCACAACAUCCGCACUUUGCCCAAAAAUGCCAGGUUGAGUAACAAGACAUGCAAGUUGCAGCACCAGAGUACAGGGGGUGCCACUAUAAAAGGAAACGCAACUGGCUCAUGUCAGUGCGUUUCCAUUGUUCACAUGUGGUUUGUUUACACGACCGUUCUGGAACGGAAAGACCAAAUAUACUGUUAUUCUUUCAAACCUUAUUUUUGAUGUCUAUGAUUGAGGGUGUUCAAGCUGCUCAUUCAACUGAAUCAACCACAGCUGUUACAGUUGCUGGCAUAACUUUUUGGAACUCUGAAACCAUAAGAAAAUGCAACCUUUUUGUAGCCCGGUCAAACGACGUGAAACUCCGAGGUACGCAGCCUAGUUUGCACACACGGACACACAAACAAACACACACCAUUUCCCACUGUAUGCUUAGAUCGCAAAAAAAAGUUUUAAAGUUUUUUUGAUGGCUCCUAUGUUCUCUCAAUUUUUCUGAGCAACUGGGCCCGGCCUUCGUCAAAAGAAACGUGUGUGACCACAGCUGAUUCUGCAGUGUCUAGCGAACCUCCUGUUGCAUCUGUACAACUAGAAGAGCUCCCCGGCUUCAACAGGCCGAGAUUUCUAACACUAGGAGUUUCGUGGGUGGACCAUGGCAAUCAGAACUCCCAGUAUUCAUGCCACUUGCGGCUUUACUUCUUUUGAGAGGGACUGUGCAUUCGUGUCAGGAAACCCAAAUUUAUACUUGUAAGCAUCUCAUAUUGUUUACCAACCAUUUUAGGUGCCUUAUAUGGCUCAACAUGCUAUGUUCUUGUCCAUGGCCUUGUUAGUUUCUCGCACAUACCCUGCACCUAUUAAUUUCCUGGUAAAAUUUUAUUCUUGCUGGUAUAUGUAAGCAGAUAUUACAUUUUGCAUGCUGCAUCUAACUGGAAAAUUGUUCAAAACACAAGGUGGAACCAGCCUUAUGCUUCUAUACCCGCAAUACACAAGUACAUGAUCAGCGACUGAAAGGCCAAGGAGUGUCUUCACAUUUUAGGCAACAGUGACUGCAUUGCAUGUUUCAAGGCCGAUUCGAAUCUAAAUCGCUAGUUCAGUGCCAGUUUUUUUUUGCUCGUGCAGAACUGGCAUGGCAUGACCUGCAAGAGCCCUGCCCUACCUCUCUAACAAGUACAGCGAAUGUUGUGUACUUGUGCACGAAGCCUGCACUGUGUAUGAGUAAUGGCAACAUGCAGAUAUCACCAUGUUGAACUGGUGAAACAACUCGUAAAGAUGCAGCGCCUCCUUGACUACUUCAAAAAGUGGCGGUGAAUCUAAUGGACUUUCAGUGUCACUGCUCUCACAGUGCCAUUCAUACAAUUCUGUCUUGGGCAAGAAGCGCAAUACAAGCCACAUGUCCUUUAUUGCAUUGCAGCUUUCCUUGCCUUGACAUAUGUGCAGUAGGACAGCAAAGCCAAGUUAAAGGAAAUGUGCCACUAGGUGCUUUUCUUUUAAGUAAUAUUGGCUGAGACUUGCUUCCUAGCACCAUUCUGCCUUCGAAGCCAGCUCUCGGGCUUUGAAUGGAAAGAGUGGCUGUCAGGAAAACGGGCCUUGCGCUGCAGUACACAAACUUUUGCUGCUUGUCACAACCAUUGUGCAUUCAAAUUGACUAUGCACACAUUCUGCUAGAAUGUGUGUGUUACACAUGCUUUUACUUAUAUACUCAGCGAUGUGUAAUGACUGCAAGCCAGCGCCUUCUAAAGUGCUAGCAAAGCACACACUUGUAGUGGGCUGAGGCACCAUGGCAGAAGCUUUAAAUCCUGUGUCAUUUGACACCGUGGGUGUGAAGUUGGAAAGCAGAAGUCAUGAAUUUGCACCGGGUGAUGGCUAGAAAAUGGUCAUUACUUCUGGCAUCUCGAGAGCAAUACUCUUAAAAGGAGAAUGUCAUUGUUUGUGUGGUAGAGAUGACUUUUACCUUGCUUGCCAUUUCCAUGCUGUGGUCAUAACGUGCCAGUCUCUCAAGAGUCAAAAUCAUGUACCACCAGUACAUGUCUACUGUGUGCGUCAUGCCAUGUAGCGUAAACAUUGCUGUAUGUCAACUCUUGAUGCUCUGCUUCCGAUUUUGCGUUCCUAAGAUUACCAAAGUGAUAAAGCUCUUUGUGAGAUUGACCCAUUGCAUGUUUGUUGUGCAGGGCAGUGUUUUACAAUAAUGUUGUAAAUAACAAAAAAAUUGCGCGCAUGAAAGGUAACAUGUGCCCAUGAUGUAUGUGUGUGUGUGUGCAUAUGUACAUGUGAUGGUUAACAGUGCACACUGAAGGAAUUGUCGCACAAGAUGUUGCAAGAAUGAUCCAGGAUGGGCUAAUAUGGGCUGUCGUUGCUGCCAGUUCAUUCACCUUGGCGCACUGUUAGGCCUCCCCUUUGCCAUUAUGUUGUUUACAGAGCAACAGUUUUUUUUUUUAGCGAAAUUCUUGCAUUAGGUGUGCCUAGGGGGCUAAAGAAUUAUCGGGCAGCACUAAUGUGACAUGGAUAAGUGCAACUGCUGUUUCGAUGUUUGUGCUUUUGAGAUUUGUGAAUUAAGAAUUUUUCGAAAGAAUGCAUAAAUCACUCUCAAUAAUUAAAGUCCAUGAAGUGCUGCAGUCCUCAGCCAUCAGUAGUAGUUACUGCCUUGUGCAUUUGUCUAGUCAAGCGUAAGGUACUUCUCACAAUACUGAAGCUGUAGACCUGGUCAUGCCUGGUGCUUCCUUUGUGCACUUUCAAUACCAACGUGGAAUCCACUCACUUCCAGCAGGGAAAUGUAAAUAGCGCUGUAAAGAAAUCAAGUCAUGUCUUUCUGUGCCCUGUACUUUACCAAGAUGCCGAGAUAGCUGUUAUUGUAUGUACAGUAAAGCUCCUGUGAAUAAACUAUGUUUUUAAGUAUA